CAACAACCCAGCAAAAUAUGUCAACUUCAAUAGCCGCUCCUGGCUCACCAUCAAAGUCUACCAGUACACUUCAAAGAUCUAAUGCAAUGACCACAUCUAUGGCCUAUCAUCAAAGGGAAAAAUCCAUCCCUGGCUCAGAUUGUGGUCGAUCUAUGUUCGUCAAACCUCCGCCACAAUCACCACGUCAUGAUCGGGUCAGUACGCCUCCAUCACCAGGUAAGGAGAACUACCCAUUACCAGCAGAGAACGGAAAGAGGGCAUUAUACGGCAAUGCAUUUGAAACCGCACGUUCGCCAUCUCCCUCAAAGGCCAAACCGGCUAAAGCCAGGGCUAGAAGUGUUUCACCAAGUAAAGGAAUGCGUUUAUUGGGCAAGGGAAAGUCAAAUGCUAGUCAAGAACAAGAAUCUAAACCCCGCGAUUUACGACAAAUCGAUCAUGAAUAUGUAGAAAUGCUGAAUGAGAUGCAAGUACCAGCAACACUUAUGCACAAGCUCAUGACAUUGGAUGCAAAAGUGAAAGAAUCCAUGUUGAAAGGACAGGCGACAUUGAAUUUGGCCUCAUUGAGCGCUGCUUCGAACGGCAAAGCAAGAAAUGCGAUCCCAGAUAAAUUCAUGCGAAGCAAGAGUAGCGUAAACCUUCAGGCAAGUGCUGACGAAGAAUUCGAGAGACGUCUGCCAUUCAGCAAUCAAAGUCGUUCUGCCUCAGGGGAAUCGAGUAGUUCAGCAGGAACGACAGGUGCUCCAUUCUCAUCUUCUGGUGCCAGAAAUGGAAUCGGAAUGCAUAACAAUCCUUCUUCCACUUCUUUGGUCAGUAUGCGAUCACGUUCUGCAAGUUUCAGUAAGGAUUCAAGUGCAGGAAUUAUGACUGCUCCAUACUAUGCAACAAUGCUAAAAGCAACCGAUUCUUCAAGAUUGGAAGUUGCCAAGGUGAAAAAGAUGCGUGCUGUUUUAUCAUCAGAAAGUCCUGCUUGGCUGGGAGAGUUCUUUGAAGAAGGCGGAUACAGUGCAAUGCUGUUCAGACUACGGGAAUUACUGGAAAUGGAAUGGAGAGAAGAACAACAUGACGAUCAACUGUUACACGAAUUGUUACGCUGUUUUGUUGCAUUGACUUCUACAGAAUGCGGUAGACAAGCAUUAUCUUCCACCUCCCCGGCUCCCUAUGCUGAUUUGGCAGAUUUGCUCUUCUCGGAAAAGCGUCCUGGUGAACUUUCAACGAGAAAGCUAUUGGUCGAGCUGCUAAUGAUCUUGCCUGAUCUUCCCAUACCAAGCGAAGAGCUCCACAAAAGCGUUUCUGGCGUUUCUUCAACUCGUGUGACAUCUUCAUUGUUGAAUUGCAUGGCCGAGAAUGGAAAGUCGUCCCUACAUUUCACCUUACUCGUCACCUUAUUGCACAACGCACGCGAUCCGAGCAAGGAAGCCAUUGUGGAUUUCAUUUCGGCAACGCAUACGCCUCGACCAUUCAAAGGAUGGGUGACUGAAUUGUUGAAUGUGAACAGAGACUACUUUUGGGUCUUUUGUCAUUCAUCCAAUCGAUUUUGGGCAUUGCAAGAUGUAAACAUCGAUGAAGCUCAAGCGCCCAAAGUGCCAGGUGGAAUGACGGGUGGGGUAGAGUUUGAAGCGAUGUCCUACCUGACUUCUCAAGUACGAUUGAUCAAUUUGGUAGCACGUAGAUUGCUUAAAGUCGAAAAUGCCGCUCAUGAUUUCCACUGUCUGCUAUUUGCUUCCGGUAUUGAACGAUUAUUGGCAAUCACUCGAAAAGCAUCGCAAACGUAUUAUCAACAAUUACAUUUGGAACUUGCAAGAUAUUUCGAUCUGGCAAGAAAGGCAGGAUUCCGUUUGCCUGUGGAAUUGGAAGCAUGGCAAAGUGUACCACAAUUGCUUCCGGUAACUUCAUUGAUGUCUUCUGAACGAACAUUCAAGUCCUCCACAGAAUUCAAGCAACCUCCAAAUCCUCCUCAGAAAGCACCAAGUCCACCCCUUGCACUUCCUGAUCUAGGUGCACCUUUAUUCAAUCCACAUGGUAAUCAACAAGUUUCGGGUGGCACAUUGGUAGGAGAUGCGGUAAAGCGAUGGGAACAAAGAACGACAAAGACACAACAAAAACAACAAUCACAAGAUCAAAAAUAUGUUUGGUCACCACCUCAAGAGUGGUCGUGAUAAAGAAGUAUGCAUAAUCCCCUUUCUCUUUUUUUGUUUAAUGUACAGUACGAAAUCAAAUAAAAAGUGUAUAUGAUUCGCAUUCACCUCAAUCAACUUCUUCUUUUUU
Messenger RNA from Meira miltonrushii, 2265 nucleotides. RefSeq lists its product as uncharacterized. NCBI's taxonomy places the organism in Eukaryota, Fungi, Basidiomycota, Exobasidiomycetes, Exobasidiales, Brachybasidiaceae. The transcript has 2 exons. Gene Ontology annotation, molecular function: small GTPase binding; actin binding. Gene Ontology annotation, biological process: actin cytoskeleton organization. The coding region runs from base 18 to 2156 and encodes 712 amino acids. The record is from RefSeq and is a predicted model, not a curated record.